GGAGACGAUGGAGCUGCGGCUCGAACAAACAUAUGUUUUACCCGACAACAGCAGCUGCUCUCUGUCAGCCAAUCAGGACGAGAGCUGCAGCCGUCAGUGGCCUGACAGAAGGUUUGUUGAUGAAUCGUUUCCGUCACAUUUCAGCUGAAACACUGAAGCGUUCUCUGGUUCCACAUCCUCACAUUUCAGGAUCUAAGGUUUUUCUGCGUCACGUGACAGAAAAGUGAAUUUUUGGACUGACGGUCGAACAAAACAAAUCGCUGAAGACGUCACCGAUCAACAAUCAAUAAACACAUGAAGCAACGAUGACAUCAUCAGUAGUUGAAGCUGGAAUCGGGACAAAGACGGCGAGAGUUGUUUGAACCAAUCAGCUGUCUGCUGGGAGCAGGAUCAAUACUAUUGAUUAAUGGGAUCCUCUGACUUCUCCUCCAGCGCCACCUGCAGGUCACAUGGGUCCAUGGCUCCUGGUCGUGUCAUGUGACCCCUCAGCAGUUACACGUCACCAUGAGCCGCUUUAGGACGAGUGUCAGGUUCCUUCAUACAACUUCAUACAUGAACUGCAGAACAGUUCACUGUGUGUGUGUGUGUGUGUGUGUGUGUGUGUGUGUGUGUGUGUGUUGACACUUCACAGUGAAUGACCCCAGGUUAAAAGUCCAGCUGACUCACUCUCUUUUUUCUUCCUGGUCUCCAUGGCAACAGUGUCAUAAAACCAUGUCAAUCAUUAAUGUGGACUUUUGAGUUGUAUAUGUGUGUGUAUGUUUUUCAUGGAUGAAGUUUUCCCUUAAAACCACACACACACACACACACACACACACACACACACACACACACACACACACACACACAUGCAGGGAGAGCGAGCUAGAGCUGCACAGACUUUGUCCCAGUUGCAGGAAGUCGUCGUUGAGCCAUCGACGCCGCGUGGAGCCGAGGAGCUGCAGCUUCACACCAGUCAGCUCCACCCACUGCAGGCGUUCAUCAUGAAGUCUUCAUCAUCAUCAUCAUCAUCAUCAGUAACCUCCAGCUCAGUGACAGCUCGCCUAGAGACCCAGCUGCUCUGCUCUUCAUCCUCUGCUCCUCCUCCUCCUCCGUCUCUGCAGAGUCCAGAGCUGCAGGCAGAGUUUGUCCAAGAGUGUCGGAGCAAAUUUCCGUCUCAUGGCGACGUCAGUGAAUCCAGCGUUGUCUCCUCCCCCUCCUCCUGUCCCCGGAGCUCCUCGUCCUCCUCGUCUCCUCCCUGCUCCGACAGCAGACCAGCUCGUCUGUCGCUGUCCAGCCCCGAGCUCCUAUCAGAGCUGAAGGAGUCCAGGACCCGCCCCCUCCGACACGUCCCCGCCCACUACGGCCUGACCACUGUCUUCUCUGGACGAGGAGGACAGGCCUCUGGUCCCGCCCUCUCCACACGACCAGCCAAUCAGAGGACUUCACACUGACUAUCAGCUCCUGGACCUCAAACCGUCAUGGACUCAUAAAUCCUGUUUAAAUGAUCAUUUCCUACAUCGUGUCAAACUUGAACUGCACAGUUGAUUCCAGAUGUUUGGAAAUAAACAAGAGUUCAUUGACUGG
Molecule: messenger RNA, 1563 nt
Organism: Seriola aureovittata
Lineage: Eukaryota; Metazoa; Chordata; Actinopteri; Carangiformes; Carangidae
Exons: 5
Coding region: 846-1430 (194 amino acids)
Source: RefSeq, a predicted model, not a curated record